AUGUCGACUUUGAAAAAACAACCCAUUCUAAUUAGCCAUGCAUUGGAUAUUAUCGUGUUUGGCUCGAUUGGUAUCGGUGCCCUGAUCUGGCUUACGUCCAAGCUCCGGUCUUCAGGCAAUAACAACAAUCGAAGCAUUGGCAGCGGCAGCAGUAGCGGUGAUAAUGGCGGUGCAGCACCACCUAAAGCCCAACCCAAAGUGGAACGUAACUUUGUAAAGAUUAUGGAACAACAGGACCGACGAGUGAUCUUUUUCUAUGGUUCACAAACGGGCACGGCAGAAGACUACGCAUCACGGUUGGCCAAAGAAUGUUCACAAAAAUAUGGUGUCAAUUGCAUGACAGCCGAUAUUGAAUUAUACGACAUGAGCUAUUUGGAUACCUUGCCCCAAGACAAGCUGGCAGUGUUUGUGAUGGCUACCUAUGGCGAGGGUGAACCUACCGACAAUGCUGUAUCAUUUUGGGAUCUGAUUAUGGAAGAAACGGUCGAAUUUUCUAAUUCUCCUAUUGGUGGUGGCGAUGAAGAAGAUGAUCAACCACAACAACAGCAACCCCUGAAUCAACUUCGAUACAUGGUGUUUGGCUUAGGCAACAAGACUUAUGAGCACUACAAUGCCGUUGCACGUUUAUUGGAUCAAAGGCUAAGUGCACUUGGCGCCAAGAUUGUAGGUGAACGUGGCGAAGGUGAUGAUGAUGGAUCUUUGGAAGAAGACUUCCUUGCAUGGCAAGAGCAAAUGUGGCCUGCAUUUUGUGAUGCUCUCGGGGUCGAUGAAUCCGGUGCCGGAGGCGCAGCGGCACGGCAACCCACUUUUGCCGUCAAUGUCGUGGAAGACUAUGAUGCUGACAAGGUGUAUAUGGGUGAAUUGGCUGAAUGGUCACAACAAACACAAAUGCAUGGAGCCAAGCACCCAUAUGCAGCAUCUUUUACAAGCCGUGAUCUUUUCCAAGGCGGUGAUCGGCACUGUCUCCAUUUGGAGAUUGAUCUUUCAGGUGCAAAGGGGCUAAGCUAUCAAACAGGCGACCACGUUGCAAUUUGGCCCACUAAUAAUGACACCGAAAUUAAUCGCCUCGCCUCAGUAUUGGGUCUAAGUGACAAAUUGGAUCAAGUCAUUCGCAUCGAUGCCAUCGAUCCCGCUGCAUCCAAAAAGCAUCCAUUCCCUGUACCUACCACCUAUCGUGCAGCCUUCCGACAUUACCUUGAUAUUUGUGCACCUGUGUCACGUCAAACCCUCAUGUCACUUGUUGAAUACGCACCCACAGCAGCAUCACAAGAAGCAUUGCGUACACUUGCAACGGAUAAGGAUGAGUAUCGCGAGAAGGUGGGUGAAGCUGUUCGCAACUUGGGCGAAGUUUUGGAGCUAUGUCAAGAUGAUGAAGGCACCACAGCUGCACCAGGCUUUUUUGAAUCCGUACCCUUUGACUUGGUUGUUGAAAGUUUGUCUCGCCUUCAACCACGCUACUAUUCUAUUUCAUCAUCAUCACGCACUCAUCCAACACAAGUGGCUGUCACCGCUGUAACGCUCGCCUAUCAACCUACACUGACACCCAAUCGCACUGUGUAUGGUGUCAAUACCAACUACUUGUGGCAAAUGCAUGCUGCUCAACACAAAGAUAUCGAUACAAGCGACAUCCCAUCUUAUGAUCUCAAGGGUCCACGUAAUGUACUUGACGCUACACGUUUACCUGUACACAUUCGCCACUCCCAAUUCAAGCUUCCACGUAACAACGCUUUACCCGUAAUCAUGGUUGGUCCUGGUACAGGUGUUGCACCCUUCCGUGGCUUUGUCCAUGAACGUGCUGCUCUAAAGCGAGAAGGCAAAGAAGUGGGUCCUACGAUCUUGUUUUAUGGUUGUCGCCAUCCCAAGCAAGACUUUUUAUAUGCUGAUGAAUGGCCAGAGUUAUUUGAUACACUUGGUGAUGAUUCACAAAUCAUUACUGCCUUUUCUCGUGAAACCGAACACAAGGUCUACGUCCAACACAGACUUCAGGAACACGGCGAACAAAUGUGGCAAUGGAUCGAAAAAGGUGCCUACAUCUAUGUCUGCGGUGAUGCUAAAAACAUGGCUCGUGAUGUCCAACAAACGUUUAUUGGCUUUGCUGAAAAGUAUGGUGGCAAGAGUAACGAGCAGGCACAAGAUUAUGUCAAAAAGUUGCGUAGUACAGGAAGAUACCAAGAAGAUGUCUGGUCAUAG
Molecule: messenger RNA, 2190 nt
Organism: Lichtheimia ornata
Lineage: Eukaryota; Fungi; Mucoromycota; Mucoromycetes; Mucorales; Lichtheimiaceae
Exons: 3
Coding region: 1-2190 (729 amino acids)
Cellular component (GO): cytosol
Molecular function (GO): NADPH-hemoprotein reductase activity; FMN binding; flavin adenine dinucleotide binding
Source: RefSeq, a predicted model, not a curated record